GUUUGUCGAUGACGUUUGUCUCCUUGUUGCUUGGAGACGGCGCGAGCACUUAAGUUGUUGCUAUCACAAAAAGUGGCCCGGGAGAAGCUGAUUAUUCAAGGACUCCGGUUUCUCCAACAGAAGGAUGUCUGCACUUCCUGCAAAGCCUGGCCUACACCACAGUGUGUCAGAGUGGUACAGCAACAACCACCAGCUGUCAUCCACCGCACAGCAUGAGCGACAUGUUUCUAAUGUGAUCCGGCAGGAAGGGAGGUCGCUACGCAACGAGACCAACUGUCAGACAACCUGGGAUGAAAGUGACACCUCUCGCAGGUUGAGUGACCGGGCCUGGGAUGUUGCCCGAUGGAGAGAUGUGUUAGAAAGCUGUGCACAGAAAGUGGAUGAAGAGAUGGAGGCUCUGACACUGUCUAAAGAGCAAACCGAGCAGGCGUUGGCUGCGACUGACGUUCCCCAGGAGGUCACCAGCGAAUGCUUAACACUGAGGGACGGACGGCGGGGGUACGAGCUCGUCACUGACCCUGUCGACGAACAGCUGAAAAAAGAAGCACAGCUGAUAGAGAGAGUGCAGCGAGUUCUGCAGCAGCACAUAGACAAGGCCUUUGAGCAACUAUGUGUUUUGCAAGAGGUACGGCAUCAGCUGACUGCUGACCUCCAGAAUAAGAUGGAUGCCCUUGACAUUGAUAUGUCGUGCCUGUCACUAACGAUAAAGUCACCUCAGAUCUCCCUGAAACCCAACCCUACUCGCAUUCCAUCGGGUUCCUCGACCCCCCAGGAGUGGGUCCAGUUCAGCCAGUACAAUGUUGCUCGUGCUCAGGAGGCCAUGCAGGUGUCCCAGCAGAUGAGGGAGGACAUGAGUCUUACCACAGCUCAGCUUCAGAAUGAGUUGGACACUCAGCGCAGGGCGACAGAAUUUGCAAUCCGAAAGCGUAACCACCAUGAGGAGCAGGCCCGCGAUGAGCUCCAGUGGCAAAUCAAAAACACUGAAGAUGAAAUGGCAGAAAUGGAGAGAGACAUCCACGGACUCGAUGCAGAUAUGCUGGCAAAGACGGCUUCCCUAAAAUUGGCUCACACCCGACUGGAGAACAGGACCAACAGGCCUGGCAUGGACCUGUGCAGAGAUGAGGUGCAGCACGGGCUUGUUAAUGAGGUCCACCAGCUGGAGACCACCAUCAUGGCCCUGAAACAGAAGCUCUCUGAGGCACAGAACUCCCUGCAGAAGACGAAGCUCCAUCACAGCCGCAUGCUGCAGGAUCUCUCCAGAAAACAGGAAGCUCUGUCUCUGGAACAACGAAGCAUAAACACGCGCACCCGCCUCAUGUCUGCCUCCUGCACUGAUAAAGCCCCUGUGCUGCUGGUUCCUCUCGCAAACUCCAGUGGGAGGAGCAACCUGCAGCUGCUGGCUCAGUAAGACCAGGGUAUGCAGAUCCUGGAGGGAAGAGAUAUGACUUCAGAAAUAUAUAUGAGGAUAAUUUAUUCAUUUUAACUCUUAUUUGAAACCUACAGUCAACCGCAAGCAAUGAGCAUGGCACUUCUUUCUCUUCUUGGGAUGCACUUGAGAUACUCCCAGGAACUUAAGUUAAUCAGUCAUCAACAAUUUAGAUAAGUCCAUUUGGACCACUUCCUUGUGGUGUGUAAAUGAAACAAAAAGCACCCACUUUAGGUUUAACAUGAGUAUCAUCUUGCUUCCUUUAAUCUUCAUUAAAACCAGCAACAUAAGAAUUUCUUUCUUCUGUAUCUGUUUAUGCACUGAAAUGUGUCUCCUCUUAGAGUGAAGUGUAAUAAAAUGAACACGUUAAAGCGCUCGUAUUCAGGAUUGGUAAGGUCAUUACUUUUUACUGGCAAUGAGCUUUAAUAGUUUUGUUUGGCGGCUUUUUAGUGUUUGAUUUACUGAUGUGUUUAGAGCAUGAAAACAGUGAUAAGGACAUGAACUUUGACUCUCACAGUGUAUAUGUGGUUUGUAUACAAUCUGAUAAACAAGCAUUAGACACCACCCCUCGGACAAUUUAUGCGACACGUUUCAUCUGCCUUGGUUGUUCAGCCUCCACGUGGAUGUUUAUGUUGGUGCGUGUGUUUUAAUGAGGAUUUAGAAAAGUCUUUUUUUAAGAAAUGUGUGAUUUGUGUUUUGUCUGAUUUAAAAGUCACUUCUUAGAUAAUAUAAUUUACUGUCAGUAUGGAAACAAAACCUUAUCAGUUUUCUGCCACCUGUAAUAAAUCACAGUUUAGUACAAUUGCAAGCUUGUCCACAGAUAAAUGUAUCUGCGUGCUGACCUGAUCCGCUGUGUAUAGACUGAAAGACUCCAGACAGAUUAUCCAUUCAAUUAAAUAAAAAGUGUAUCAAUGACUUAUUA
Messenger RNA from Notolabrus celidotus (New Zealand spotty), 2348 nucleotides. RefSeq names its product tektin 2 (testicular) (gene tekt2). NCBI's taxonomy places the organism in Eukaryota, Metazoa, Chordata, Actinopteri, Labriformes, Labridae. Gene Ontology annotation, cellular component: nucleus; microtubule cytoskeleton. The record is from RefSeq and is a predicted model, not a curated record. The transcript has 10 exons. The coding region runs from base 125 to 1408 and encodes 427 amino acids. Gene Ontology annotation, biological process: cilium assembly; cilium movement involved in cell motility.